CACGGAGCUCGAUGCGACAAGAGCCACACCUGACGAGCGCGACCUACCUGCCCACAGUUUACCGCACACCAGCGCGGCAACAUGGGGAUCUCCGGGUCCAGUCUGCUGGAUGAGAACAAAUCCAAUUUUAUCAAAGGUCAAGCGCAGCAGGAGCUGGAUGGCUUCAGCGUGCUGUAUAAGCAGCAGUACUCGGUGGAGUACUACAACAAGCUACGGGAUGAGAUGGACGAGCAGGAGGAGCACAGAACACAGCUGCUCAAACAAAGGGAGCUCCUGAAGGAAGGGGAGGUGCUGUACGAGGAGCAUGUGCUCUACUUCGAUGACACCAGGAAGUGGCGGGAACGCUAUGUGGUGGUGCGGGCCAAUUACAGCCUGGAGUGCCACGAAAGCUACGAGACGUUCGUCAAGGGCGUGCCGGCCCGGCACAAGCUGCUGCCCACAGGGGGGGUGGUGCUGACCACGGAGGAGAAGUACAUGGCCCUGGUGGACCAGUGUUUCCCUGACGCCAACAACGAGAAGGAAGACUUUGCUCCACCAGUGAUCGGCAUGCCUGGCCAGUUCCCCGUGUACCUGCGCCUGCCCUACAGGAGGGACUCCUACUUCUGCUUCAAACAGGAGGCCAGGCAAACGGGCUUCCUCGCCAUCCUCAACGACUGCAUACGCCACCAGAACCAGGACUUCCUGAAGAAGGGCACGGUGGAGGUGAAGGCGUUCGUGCGGGCGCUGCAGCUGCACAGGCAGCAGAAAGGCCAGUACGAGUCCUGGGACAUGCUGAUCGGCAGCGACGCGCGGGUUCUGUCCAACUUAUUGAUGAAUGAGUUACUUCCCUCUCUGGAGAAAGAGAUGCUGCCCAAGCUGAAGGCUAAGAAGACGGAGAGGAAGAGGGUGUGGUUUGCUACGGUGGAAGCUGCCUAUUUGCUGAUUCAGGGCCAUCUCCUGGAGGGGCUGACUGCUCUGAAGGAGGAAUGCAAGACCAACGCCAGCCAACAGGAGGUGCUACUGCGCUCAAACAUGGACCAGAUCACCAGCUCCAAAGCGUUCAUGCAGAACAAACUGACAGCCAUGGUGACGGCUCCAGCGGAGCGCCACUGCUCUGAGCACGUGCAGCCGUUCCUGGCGUCCGUGCUGGAGGAGCUGAUGGAGCCGGUCAGCUCGGGCUUCGACGAGGCGCGGCUACUGGGGGCCAACACCAUGGAGGAGCUGUGCCAGACCUUCCAGGAGGGCGUCGCCAAGGACGAGCUCAAGACGGCUCUGGCUGAGAUGAGCAAGGCGAGUCUGCAGACGUGCUACCAAAGGGUGAACAGCCUGCAGGACCAGCUCAAGGAGCUGCAGCAGAGGUUCAACUACACCAACGUCAUAGGCCUGGUCCACAGCACACAGAUCGACCUGCAGCAGCUGAUGGAAAAUAUGACCUACACUUUUGAGCUGCUGUUACUGAAGGCUCUAGAUGACAACCCUGAGAACUGGGUACUGGCCAUGGAGAGAGCAAAGAACAGAGUUCUGAAGCAAUAUGACUAUGACAGCAGCACGGUGAGGAAAAGGAUCUUCCGCCAGGCUCUGAUAGACAUCACUCUCCCCAGCAUGAAGAGGAACCUGGCCCCCACCGUCAAAGACGAGCUGCCAAAGUUUGAGCAGUACAUCUUUGCUGACCAUGCUCCAUUCAUCACUGUUGAGAAUGUCUACGAGGGCAUCCUGCUGCAGAUCCUGGAGACGGAGGUCUCUAAAGUGGUGAAAGAGGCCGUCAGCAUGAAGCGGUACAACCUGAUCUCAGAGAUGAGCAGGGAGCACUUCAGCCAGUCCAGCACCUACUCGCUGCGCUCCACCCCUCCCGGCUCCACGCCGGGCAGCCCGGCCAGGGCGGGCAGCCUCCUGAGCCGCCAGCCCCAGCCCACCUCACCCCUCCUGGGCAACGGCACCGAGGGGAGCCCCUGCUUCAGCGCCCCCUGCAGCCCCGUCUCGGAGGAGGAGGACGAGAGCAGCCCGGAAGCCAAGCCGGACGCAGCAGCGUCUCAGCGGGCGGAGGUGGGAGAGACGCUGGCGCCCGUUCAGGUGAACAGUCCGGCCGGGGAAGGCGAGAGUCCCGAUACAGCCGGUGCCCCCGCGACAGAGGCUGAGCUAGCCACCGGUCCCAUCGCAGAGUCUGUUAAUGCGACGACAAAGGACUCUGUGGUAGAGAGUGUGACACCGGUACACGAUGCUUCUGUAACCACGGAGACAGCCGCCGUGGAGAUACCUGGUGCUGCAGCAGAGGAGACGGUGGCGGCCACUGUCGUGGCUGAUGUCAUAUCUUCGGUCUCCACGGAGAUGGCUGAAGUUCCGCCGACGAGCGCAGUGACCACAGAAUCGGCGGUCGACCAAGACCAGGCCGCUGUAGAGAGUUCAGACGCAGCUAUCACCAUCGCUACACAAACGUCGUUCGACGUUCCCGCACUGCCUGCAACUGCGAGCGCCCCAGUGACUGAAACGGGUGUACCAGACAAGCAGCCCGAGGAGGCUGCAGUCGCCGCAGAGCCCCCCAGUCAGGGGGAGGUCCCCGAGGGUAGCCCCACACCCGUGUCCCCUGCUCCGGCUGAGGCCUGUGUGGAUCCCCCUGCGGCCGAGGACAGCCAGGCCGAUGCUGAGGAGAGCGCUCAGGCCGUCUCUCAGGAGACCGUUGCCCUGGAGAUGAGCGUAGAUGCCACAGAGGAGAACGCCGUGCCUGAGAGUGAGCCUUCCUUGACCUCUGACCCUGCUGUGGCGGACAUCACUGCCAGUGAGCCUUUGCCAGUUGACACAGAGGUGGAGCUGAGUGCGGAUGCCGAGGAGGUUGCCCCCUGUACCAACUCCGUGCCCGUGGAAUCGGGGGCAGAAGAGUGCAUAGUAGUGGAAUGCAUUGACGACCGGUCACCAGCAGAGGUGGAGGCGUUGGUGGAUGAGGUGACCGUCGAACAGAACGACACCACUGAGGUCACGGAAAUCGAGCUUGGUGUGGACGACGGGGAGGCCGCCGUUGACCCGAGCGACACCGACGAGCCUCAGCCGGAGGCAGCUGAAGCGCAGGUGGAGGAGUCUGUCGAUGCCGAGUCCGCAGCGCCCAGCGCUGCUGACCCCAGAUCAGGUGAGGUGGAGGAAUGCGUAGACCCCAAGGAGAGCAGCACAGAGGAGACCGCGCCUGACUGUAGCGUAGAUCAACCCACAGCAGCUAGCCCUAAGGCCAGCGACGAGGCUCCUUCAGCUGGGGAGAGCAUCAGUCUCAUGGACAGCGUGAAGGAGAUCCGUGACCUGAUUGUGGAGGUCAUCGAGGUGGAGGAACCUGUACAGCAUUACCCACAAAGCCCCAGUCAAUAAGUCAAAAUGGCCUAAUAUGACUCAGCAAAAAAGAGUGAAUAACUGCAAGGCACUCACUGUUACAACAUAGUAAACCCUGGACCAAGCAUUCCUUUUGUCAUGGUUGUGGAUACCAAUUCAGCCUCCCCCACUGAUUCCUAUCUGGACUGACAAUGGCUAAUUGACCAGCUAUCGCACUACCAGUUAGUUCUGUUCCUUCUGAAAACUCAGUGUGUCUAGCCACCCAUGCCCCCCUGUUUAGAUCAGUGAGUAAAUACUGGUUCCGUAUCUGGAGUCAUAGAAUGUUUAAAUCAAAUCAAGCAUAUGGUUUGGCUUGUUUAGAUGCGAGAGGGAUAUUCAGAGGAUUUUAACUGAAUGUGCGUGGGAUCCGUAGGUAGUUUAAUUAGUCUGGUUAAUUCAUUUAUUUAAUUAUGAUAUGUGAGGAAUUUGUACAGACCAAGUGAUGCAUUAGGGUUUUAAAACCUCAAAAGCGUGUUGGAUUUCUACAGCUAAUUUGUCAUUAUGAAGGAAAGUGACCUUAAUCUUUGUGAAGAAAACACAACGCUUUCACAUCAUUUAUGUAGUCAUUCAUUGCCUGUUUUAAGGAAAUAUUUCAUUUUGUGGGUUUCAAUGUAAGAGAACGCUGCCUUAUGCUGCCCAAGGUAACACUAGAGCCUGUUUGGGAGUGUUAGAGACUCUGGUGUGGUUUUCGUUUUGUAUGCUUUAGAAUCUCCAGCAUUUGAAGAAUGGUGAGAUUCUACGUCUUGUGUUUCUGAUUUUUUUUUAUUGGAAAUGACUUUUCGUCAUACUGCAACUUAGACCAAAGCAUCUAUUGUAUUUGUAUUUUUUACAUGAAGUACAUGUUAUCAUCAACAGGUGAAGUGUGUGUGAAGUGUGAAGAUGUGUGGGAUCUUGUGUAGUUACAGUGAUAAGGUCUGUAAUGCUUGUACUGUACACUUGGUCUUCUGCUGCCUCCUAGAAUGACCUAACAGUGUGUGUGACUUUCCCUGCCGCGUUGAUUCACAAUGCACUUGACGACACGCCCUGGGCGGCCUAGCAUUCCACGGUAGAAAGCAACACACCUGGAAAACUUGGAGCCCGCCAUACCAGUCAUACCAGUCAUUCUGCAGAAUCCAGAGUCACCUUUCUUCAAACAGUGUGUGUGUGUAUGUGUGUGUGUGUGUGUGUGUGUGUGUGUGUGUGUGUGUGUGUGUGUGUGUGUGUGUGUGUGUGUGUGUGUGUGUGUCUUCUGCCCAAGAUGUGGACACAAGAUGUCCCAAAAGGUGUGAAAAUAGUGCUGGUCAGAUAAUAGUUUUAGUUUACACAGUCAUAGAGUUGCAGUGCUUUAAUAUAAUAUAAUUUCAUGUUGAAGUGGGUGGUUGAAACUAUGCAAUGAAAUCCUUCCCUCACCAGUUUGCUUCUGAGACAUGUCCUUAGCAAAGCACCAGCAUCCGGCCUUUACAACUGACCUCAGUUCAGGUUACCGUCCCUCAGUUUACCAUGUCCAUGUAAAAAGACAACAAACCAAAAUAAACACGUCACUGAAAA
Messenger RNA from Sardina pilchardus (European sardine), 4854 nucleotides. RefSeq names its product niban apoptosis regulator 1a (gene niban1a). The transcript has 14 exons. Bases 82 to 3327 code for a protein of 1081 amino acids. NCBI's taxonomy places the organism in Eukaryota, Metazoa, Chordata, Actinopteri, Clupeiformes, Clupeidae. The record is from RefSeq and is a predicted model, not a curated record.